AUGGCACAAAACACCACCGUCACCGUUUACAACCCCGCCACCGCCAUCACCGGUCCAAUCCAAACCCCCUACUCAUCCCACUUAGCACUCUCCCAAUCCCUCCGCGGCGGUGCAAUUCUCCAAGUGACCAAUCUCGCUCAAGCCAAAAUCGCCGAAGAAGCAGGCGCGUGCGCCGUCACAAUCCUCGACCCAAUCCCCGCCGGAAAACUCACCAUAUCCCGAAUGCCCGAUCCUUCCCUCAUCAAAUCCAUCAAAAACUCCCUCUCAGUUCCCGUCAUCGCCGCCGCAAGAAUCGGCCACUUCGUCGAAGCGCAAAUCCUCCAAGCCAUCGGCGUUGAUUACAUUGACGAAACCGAACUUCUCACCCCCGCCGACGAUGAGAACCACAUCAACAAACAGAAUUUCCAAAUCCCUUUCAUCAGCAGCGCCCGCAGCCUCGGAGAAGCACUUUACAGAAUCAGAGAAGGCGCAAUCAUGAUCAGACUCCAAGGAGAGUUAACAAACUCAGGUAACAUUUCAGAAACCGUCAAGAGCGUAAGGUGUUUGAUGAAAGAGCUCAGAGUCCUCAAUAACAUGGAUGAUGAUGAAGUUUUCAAUUUCGCCAAGAAAAUCGAAGCGCCUUAUGAUUUGCUUGCGCAGACCAAACAAAUGGGGAGGCUUCCUGUUUUGCAUUUUGCCGCCGGCGGGAUUGUUACUCCGGCGGACGCCGCGCUGAUGAUGCAACUCGGCUGUAAUGGUGUGGUUGUGGGGUCGGAGAUUUUUGAUUAUGAAGAUGCUUUUAAUCGUGUCAAGGGUAUAGUUCAAGCUGUUAGGAAUUUCAAUGAUCCUCAUGUUUUAAUUGAAACUAUGAUGAUGGGUCUUAAUCUUGGUGAUAAUAGGAUUGAAGAUGGGUCUUAA
Vicia faba (fava bean) is the source of this 897-nucleotide messenger RNA. The record is from the annotation of a GenBank genome assembly. Lineage: Eukaryota; Viridiplantae; Streptophyta; Magnoliopsida; Fabales; Fabaceae.